Molecule: messenger RNA, 1063 nt
Organism: Trachymyrmex cornetzi
Lineage: Eukaryota; Metazoa; Arthropoda; Insecta; Hymenoptera; Formicidae
Exons: 4
Coding region: 113-478 (121 amino acids)
Source: RefSeq, a predicted model, not a curated record
CCAGAGAACCUUUUAAAAGAAUUUAAUCGUUUAAGCUCAUCAAAAGAAACGUUUUUUCUUCCGUCGCCCGUUGAGAUUUCUCCCUUCAUUGUUGACCGGAAAUACGAUCGAAAUGAGAUACUUGUCGAUGACGAUCUGCGUCCUCGUAGCAUUCGCGCUGCCGAAAUCUACCUGUGGACAUCCUGCGACUGACAACGGCAGGUUGGUCUUAAAUAUGCUGGAAUCACGUGUUUCAAAGCUAGAAGCUAUCUCAGAACCAAAAGCGAUCUCGACGUUCAUUCCGCAGAAAAAUUUGUCGAUUCCGACUAAAUCACGACAAAGACGCUUGUCGGAUCAAAGACUAGCCGAGCUGGAGACGCUAGUGAGUUUGUCAAAACUUUCUCAAUCGCUUGUUACGACAUCUGGACAUGGACAACCAGAUCCAAGGAUAAUUGGCCGGCGAAGACGUUUCACGAUGAAUCAGACUACAUCGAGUUAAUGUACCUAUUAAAGCGAGACAUAUCGGGAAUCGCGUGUGUUCUCUAAUUAGGUAAAUAUUUUAUUCUAUUAUUACGGAUUACACACACAAGAACUUCGCUCGCAGAUCGCGAAUUUUUUUUGUAUAAUCUGUGUUAAUAAGACGUCUUCUGUGGAAGAUUGCGAAAAAUGAGAGACAUGGUGACGAAGAUCACGUCUUUUUGCGGUAUUAGCGACGCGCUAUUUUGCGUACGUAAAUCAUGGCUUAUGAUAAUUGCAUGUAUCGUAAAUUCGAAAGAGUCAUUAGUGUUAACAUAAGUCUAUACUCCGAGAAUAACGCAAGGCUAUCGCUGUCACUGUAUCAGUGACAAGUCAUCGCAACGGUCGUCCGAUUCACGACGGCACGGCGCGGCGGCGCUCGUGCCGUUCCUUAUCACCGCGCACGCGACAUUUCGCAAUUAUUUCUAUUUGUACUAAAAAAAUAAUGAGCUCCGCUGAUUACGUUCUAAGAUAGAGGAGAGAGAAAGAUUAGAAUUUUUAUAUUUUACAUUAAUAAUUUUAGGAAUGUGUCUAAUCGUGAAAGCAUAAUGCCUAUCAUUUAAUGAAU